Podarcis muralis (Common wall lizard) is the source of this 1491-nucleotide messenger RNA. The record is from RefSeq and is a predicted model, not a curated record. NCBI's taxonomy places the organism in Eukaryota, Metazoa, Chordata, Lepidosauria, Squamata, Lacertidae.
ACACUCACACACACACACACUAACAAACACCGUUCCAUUGGUAGUGUACAAGGCACACCUCAUGGCUCCCAAGAGGAAGCGCGCGCCUGCGGUCACAAGUGGCUCAAUAGAGAGCGCAUCACGGGGACGACAGGGCAGGGUUAAGAGUACAAAGCCUCCCGUCUCCCACUUCCUAAACGCUUUUAGAUCUUUUAUAGAUGAAUACGAACAACGCUUCCCCGACGCGAACCCCAGUCCCCCCUCUUCCCCUGAUGUCAUCCCGGAUACCCAGGAGUUCCCAGAGAGUUCUCAAUCUUCCCAAUGGGACGAACUGCCUAGUACAUCGGCCGCCCUCUUUAAUGAUACACAAUCGGUGCGGACUAGGUCUCAGUCACGGGCUUCGGCAUCUGGGUCUCGGGCGCGGGGGGGGGAAAGCGACUUCUAAGUCUACUCGCAAUAACAAUCCUGCUGCCCCCAGUUCUUCCAAUCGCUCGCAGGACAAGCGGCCCAGAGCCCAGUCGCCGGAUUCUGAGGCUUCGUCGGCGGCCGAAGACGCGCAACAGGAGGAAGAGGGCGCCGCCGCCGCGACCGCGGAGAAGCCUUCGGGUAAGAGGCGCGAAAAGAAGAAGCAUACAUGUAGGAAGAGCAGGUCUCGGAGGGACGACUCGGAUGAUGAUACAGAUUCCUCGUUUCCGGUCGCUCGCACCUGGAGCACAACUGUUGCCCGAACCCUUUCCGGAGUACCUGUGGAAUGUUGGCGACGCAAAGUGAUACAGGGAGUAUUAGCGUCCGUGGCACCUUCCACGCUCAGGUCCUAUAAGAAGGCCUGGUGUGAUUUCCUGGGUUUCAGGUUUGGGUUGUCUGGGCUGUCACAUAACACCCCCCCACCACCACUGAUGACAUCCUGCAGUACCUGUCCCAUCUGGAUGACCUCGGACGUGCUACGAAAACCUUAAAGAUCCACGUAGCAGCCAUCAGCUUCUUUUCAAAGGCGACGUUUGCGCAAGACCCAUGUAGCGAUUUUCUGAUCCGUAGAGCCAUUGAGGGUUGGGGCAGGUUGCAACCGCCCAGGACCGUUGGUCGUAAGCCUAUUUCUUAUGGAUUGCUAUCUCAGAUACGCGUAAAGCUCAGGACAAUUUGUUGGUCUAAGUUUGAGGCACGGCUCUUUUCUGCGGCUUACGCUAUAGCCUUUUUUGGUGCGCUCAGAGUUGGUGAGGUUGUGUGUGAAGCUAGUGCGCGGGGUUUAACUCGCGGCCUCCUGUGUGAGGAUGUACAGCUAUCCGAAUCUGCUGUGUCAGUACUAGUGCGUCAGUCCAAGACCGAUCAGACUGGCAAGGGUGUCCUGCUCAAGCUCACGGCGUCGGCCCAGCAGGGCCCAUGUCCGGUGAAGGACACGAGGCGGUUUCUCCGCCUUAGACCAGUCGUCCCAGGACCGUUCCUGAUACACGAGGAUGGGUCGCCCCUGUUGAGGUACCAAUUCACUAGAGUAAUGCGCAAGGCUAUUGGGGCUUG